Molecule: messenger RNA, 8230 nt
Organism: Mycena citricolor
Lineage: Eukaryota; Fungi; Basidiomycota; Agaricomycetes; Agaricales; Mycenaceae
Source: the annotation of a GenBank genome assembly
CGCGGCUUUGCUCUCUCCCUGACCACCACAAUAGUCUUCUGUAUGAAGUCGUCAGUCCCUCCAGUAUCUAUCUCUGCGACAAACAAUAUAUCCGAUACCCAAGGCGCGACCCAGUCGACACUUAUGCAAGCAGAGAACCCGACCGAGACAAACUCCAUCGCCGAACUGAAGAAGGGGAAAGUCGUAUUCAAACAGAAGCCGAUGUCCUUGGAGAAGCACUCAGAGACUCUUCAAGAGAUUGUCAAAUUUCGUGAUAUGUUGGAGUUCCGCAAAUCUCAACGCUUACUUCCUUUGGACACGGUUUCCGAAGAGUAUAAACCAGUGCUUGUCAAGUUGGUGUGCGAGAGUGACAAAACCCUACCUGCCAUAUCCAAACAUAUCCACCAGGAGCUUCUACCAGCUGAGGAGGAAGAGGAGGGCGGUUCUGGUUCACCACCCUUGACACUAAGCGCAGUGGAGAAUGGCAUUCAAUCCGUGGCCGUUCGCACGAACUACGGUUUGAAUGGUCCCGCUGGUGCGAAAGCGCCGAAUGCCGUCUGUGUUUGGAGAUGGGAAAUCAAGCCAGCGUAUGUUGAAUACCUACCAAAAAACGCGCGAGAGAAGGCAGCAGCGCGACUGGCGGAAAGAGAGCAGGCUAAGAUUCGACUGCGGGCCAUCUUCGAUUCGCUACCCAAAAGCGAGCAAGACGCCCUCCUUGACCCCAAAGGGACCAAGACCCAGCCAAAGGAGGCUGUCGCUUCGGGCUCAAGUGACAUCGUGCACAUCGAAGCUGAUUUCAAGACCCCGACUCAAGCCUCAAAAAAGACAAAAGAGAACGAAGAAAACGAUUCUACGACUGUGGCCUCGAAGGUUGGCAAGCCGAAGAAGAUUGCUGACCCCGAGAAGUUGGCCAAGGAAAGGGCGAAGCAGGAGAAGAAAGCCGCGAAAGUGGAACGAGAACAGAAGGAAAAGGACGCGCAAACUAAAUCGCGUUCUUUGAUGCAAAACUUCUUCAAGACAUCUGCUCGUCCCCAGCCUACAAAAGACGCGGAUGCUAGCGUGGCCUCGACGUCUGUUUCAGAGUUUGACCGCACGUUCAAGGCAUUCGUGAUUAAGAAGGAGACUGCACUCGCUCCCGUGAAUCGAUUCACGGAGGCGCGAAAGCGGAACACAGCGCGGCUCACUUAUGAUGGCGAUGUGAUCAUUGUAGAGGACGAAGACGACACUGCUGUUCCAGAAAAGGAGCUGCAACGACUGAGUACUUCAGAGCGAUUACGAACCUCGCUCCGGGAUUUGAUAUCAAAUCCGUGCUACCAGCCUGCCCGGAGACGGCGAUCGUCCUUGAAGACUGAACACAUCGUCCGUGUCAGUGACAUGAUGGAGCAAGUGAAUGAAGCCGAAGUCUCUGGGGAAGUGAACCUGGUCAGAUCUUUGUUGUCGACUUUAUCGGACCGGGCCGUGGUCCCAGCCAAGGUUUUAGUGUUUGCAGAUGAUGCCCGACCUGGGUACUUUGGGACAUGGACACGAAACUCUCGGCUCAUUGGGCCUCGAACGCCCCUGGCUCAAGAUGUCGCGGUUUUCGACUACGGAUAUGACAGCGGAGAGGAGUGGGAAGAAGAACCUGUUGGUGAUGCAGACGAUGUGGUCGAGGACGGGGACGAUGAGGAUCUCGAUGCUGAGGAUGCAGACUCAGAUCUCGACAGCUGGUUGGCUGAUGACGACGAAGACCAGGUAAUUGAAGAGCGAGGAACGUCGCCUGUGUCCCAUAGCCAGAAACCGGCUAAACGCAGGGCCGAUGACACUGGAGAGAAGACUGCGAAGAAAAGGAAACUCGUUGCAGCCUUGAAAGCGUUCGCCAAAGGCCCGCUAUGGGAGCAAGAGCUUGGCCAGUGCGCCAGUGAAAUCUUCAAUCCUUAUCGAAUCCAGUUACUGAAUGAUGCUCCGGAGUUCCCUAUUGAUCCUUUCAGCCUCAUUUCUCCAUCCGCCGCUGAUGCUACGGACGACGGCUUCGCGGUUCCUUUAUUACCAGAUCGUCUGAAGGAUUUGCAAAUAGGCACAUCUGCGAAGCGCUCAAUGCCUACGCCCAAGACAUCAUUUCCUGAAGCGCAUUUGGCAUUCCUUCUGGAAAGGAUAUCCAGGAUCAGACUGGCAGCUUCCCCAUCCUCAUCGAUACCAUCUAUCAGGAUUUACGACAACAUAAAGUCAAGAAAAACUCGAUCGAGGCCAAGGUCCGAGAAGUCGCAGAGAAGUGCAAGGUCAACAAGAUCUGGGUGCUUAAAGAUGGCUUGCGAGCCAGUGCCGCUGCUGCACAAUAAUACAUCCUCAGUCGUUAUCUUACAGACACAUAGCCAAGUCUUUAUGAACUGGCCGCUUUCCAAAGUUGCUCCGCGUACUCAAAGUCUGUUCUCCCCUCCGAGAAAUCUACUAUAUGAAUGUCGCCUUCCGAAGAGCCUGCAAAUCGUUCGACCAAUACACAGUAUGUGGAGAGACGCAAAUGACUCACGAACGAGCAUCUUUUUGAGUCCGCCACUCUUGUCGGUGACAGGCUGAAACCCCAGUCUCUUGUAGAUCUGCAGUCGGAGUCUGCCCAGAACAUGUUCAGAGAGUCUACAAACAGUUGAGGGAUGCUCACGCAGCACCAUCCAGCUCUUUCUCGUGUUCUGCGGCUGGAUCGUAGUACUCUAAUCGCCGGGCUUUGUCUUUGAGCGAAGCAAGCUCUCCCUCCUUGCUGGCAACCAAACCCUCUGCUUCCUGAAUAGAUUUCGCCAAGGAAAGGCUGGAUUCGUCGAGUUCAUUCAAUGUGGCGGCGUGCAUCUCUGCGGUGGGAACUGUGGAUGGUCGAGUCGCCGAGACACGAGCGGCCUCGACGAUCUUGGAGAGUGCUUGUUGAUCAUGAGCGAAAGAGUCCAAGCGUGCAAAUGAGCAUAGCGACACCUUUCAAAUUCGAAUGCAACUCCUCUAGCUCCUUUCGCCUAUUAGAUUCGGUAAGCGCGAUAGUUUCUUCGGUUGAAACUAGGCCAAGGUAGUCCUCGUCUGGCACCACGAGAGCCCUGACUUCCCGCAGUUGAUGUCUUCGAGGGGAUGAGUAUUGUUCCACAGUGCAUGGAUAGAGGAGCUGACAUAGCUUCUUCCACUGAGAUCGACAUCGAGGCGCGUCGUAGUGGGAGUUGCGCGUAAGUUGGUGGCUGGCACGUGCCAUCGUGACUGAUCGUGGGUUUGUGACUGACUUACUUCGGACAGACUUUGACCUUGCCGUUGCGGUUAAUGGAGGCUCUCCUCGAUUUCUCCAAAGACUUCGAUGUCUCCCUCAUGGACAGGGUCACCAUGUCUUUUUAUAAGAGUACCGGACAAGAGCAACAACUAGCUCAACAAGUCCUCACUCAAUUCCAAGACAGCCCAGAUGCUUGGACUAGGGUGCCAGAUAUAUUAGAGCGCUCCACAUUUCCUCAAGCCAAGUACAUCGGUCUCCAGAUCCUAGAAAAGCUGAUCACAACACGGUGGAAGAGUCUUCCGGAGGGUCAAAGACAAGGCAUCCGGAACUUCAUCGUCGGCGUAACGGUUAAGGUGGCCUCUGAUGAAGCGACUAUGCGGAAGGAAAAGACAUACGUGGACAAGUUGGAUCUGACGCUGGUGCAAGUGCGUAAAUUAGCUUUGUCUGGCGAUGCUGCUGCUGCUUAUUUGAGCUCCGUUCAGAUCUUGAAACAAGAAUGGCCCCAUAACUGGCCGAACUUCAUUACCGAACUGGUCGAAUCGUCCAAGACCAAUCUCACGCUAUGCGAAAACAACAUGAUUAUCUUGAAGUUAUUGUCCGAAGAGAUAUUCGACUUCUCGGCAGAACAAAUGACGCAGACCAAGAUCAAGAAUCUGAAAAACCAAAUGUGUGGAGAGUUCUCCGAGAUCUUCAAACUGUGCUCGGAUGUGCUUGGGGAGGCCAGAAGACGCUAUAUCUUUGAGACUAGCAUCAUCGAUCUUCUCUUAAAUCGAUUUCUUGAAACCUCAGACUUCCGCAACGUAACAUUGAAAUGUCUUGCCGAAAUCGCCGCGCUCAACGUUGGGCCAGAAUACGACCCGAAAUUUGUCAUCUUGUUCCAGAUGGUCAUGACGUCCGUUAAUCGAAUGGUACCUCCGAGCACCGACAUCGCAGAAGCCUAUGCAAACGCCGGUGACUCCGGCCAGGAACUCGUCCUUAACCUUUCUUUAUUUCUGUCCAACUUUCUGUGUACGCAUUUGCGUGCAGUGGAAUCGGACGCGACGCGAGACGUGCUGCUCAACGCUCAUCUGUAUAUGGUCAAAGUGUCGCAGGUUGAAGAACGCGAAGUCUUCAAAAUCUGUGUCGAGUACUGGGUCAAGCUUGUUUCCGAGCUCUAUGAAGAAAUCCAGAGCAUGCCGAUGGGAGAGUCGGGCCUGCUGAUGGGGUUGAGUUUGGGCGGAGCGGGUGGACCUCCUGUUCUCGGGGGCAUGUCCUUGCGCAAAAAUAUCUACAGCGAGGUUCUCUCCAACCUCCGCCUAGUUGUGAUAGAGCGUAUGGUCAAGCCAGAAGAGGUGUUGAUUGUUGAGAACGACGAAGGCGAGAUCGUGCGUGAAUUCAUGAAAGAGAGCGACACGAUCGUACUCUACAAGUCCAUGCGCGAGCUGCUUGUCUACCUGACUCAUCUCGAUGUCAAUGACACCGAGAGCAUCCUGACGGAGAAGCUCGCGAAGCAGGUCGACGGGUCAGAGUGGUCGUGGAACAACCUGAACACGCUCUGUUGGGCAAUUGGGUCGAUCUCAGGGGCUAUGAACGAGGAGCAAGAGAAACGGUUCCUGGUGACUGUCAUCAAGGAUCUGCUUGGCCUGUGCGAAGUCAAGCGCGGCAAGGAUAACAAGGCUGUGGUCGCCUCGGAUAUCAUGUACAUUGUUGGCCAAUACCCUCGAUUCCUCAAGGCCCAUUGGAAGUUCCUCAAGACGGUGGUCAACAAGCUGUUCGAGUUAUGCAUGAAACACACGAGGUCGGGCGAAACAGAGCCUUUCGUAGAUGAGAUUCUACGAAUGCUGCAUCGGAUUACUGUCGACCUCUCACCGCAACAGGUCCAUACCUUCUAUGAGGCCGUCGGAUGGAUGAUUGCCGCCCAACCGAACAAAGUGCAGCAGGAAAAGCUGAUCGGGAGUCUCAUGGAGCUGCCCAACAACGCCUGGGACUCGCUCAUGGGCCAAGCGGCACAGAACAUGGACGUCCUGGCGAACAUUGAUAACAUCAAGAUUCUGUCCAAUGUUCUCAAGACUAACGUUUCAGCUUGCACGUCAAUCGGGAGCUUCUAUCUCCCCCAGAUUGGCCGCAUCUUCUUGGACAUGCUAGGCCUGUACAAAGCUGUAAGUGGGAUAGUCAGUGAAACCAUUGCCAAAGAAGGAGCAUUGGCGACCAAGACACCAAAAAUAAGACAACUCCGGACGGUCAAGAAGGAGAUCUUGAAGCUUAUGGAGACAUACAUCAAGAAAGCAGAAGAUCUCGAGGCUGUGAACGCCAACUUCAUUCCACCGCUGCUGGACGCCAUUCUUGGCGACUACGGUCGAAAUGUUCCUCAAGCCCGCGAUGCGGAAGUUUUGAAUGUGAUGGCAACUAUUACGACGCGACUGGGCUCCCUCCUCACACCUCAAGUCCCGCCUGUCAUCGAUGCUGUUCUGGAGCCAACGCUGGACAUGAUCACCAAAGACUUUACUGAGUUUCCGGAGCAUCGAGGAGGGAUCUACAAGCUGUUGCGAUCGGUGAACGCCAACUGCUUCCCAGCACUUCUGACCAUGACCCCUGUUCGUUUCAAACUAUUCAUGGACAGCAUCAUCUGGGCCAUCAAGCAUACAAUGCGAGACAUCGCAGACCUCGGUCUGACCUUGUGUCUAGAAGUGAUCAACAACUUUGCCAUGGCCGAUCAAGCAGUGGCCAACGCGUUCUUCCAUCAAUAUUUCCUCACUGUGGUGCAGGAUAUCUUCUAUGUCCUCACUGACACCGAUCAUAAGAGCGGCUUCAAGCUCCAGAGCGUAGUUCUUGCUCGGAUGUUCCAGCUUGUGGAAACAAACGCUAUCCAGACUCCGUUGUUCGAACCCACCCAAGUCUCGGAUCCGAACACGACAAACGCAAUGUUCCUUCGCCAGUUCUGUUCCGAUCUGUUACAUAACGCAUUCCCUCAUGUCAACAAGGCACAAGUGCAACGAUUCGUCUCGCAACUGGGUGAAUUCAAUGAUGAUCCCAACCGAUUCAAGCUGGCGCUCCGGGACUUCCUUAUCCAGCUGAAGGAGUUCUCCGGCGACAACGCGGAGCUGUAUCUGGAUGAGCGAGAGGCAGAAACGCAGCGGAAAGUGGAUCAAGAGCAUCAAUUAGCAAUGCGGAUUCCAGGAAUGCUCAAGCCUUCUCAGCUAGAGGACCGGGACGAAGACAUAUGAUCACGGACAGACCCUCGCUUGACUUUAUUCGCUUUCGUUUUUUUCAUGUAAACCUAUGUAUGUAGUACUACAGCUCAACAAUUAAUGCAAAAUACUGUACACUAGUACCAGACUCCACACGUCACACCGGUGUGUCACAUCUUCUCCUAAUCUGCACCAUGUUCAAAAAAUUCUCGCCAUCGACAGAUAUUGCCGGAAACACACCAGUGAAAUCUUCCGUGCAAAGAUCCAUUCGAUCUGGCGUGCUUGCGCAAUGGAAAUCGAGCCCGAGACGCUGGAGGCCAUCUGGCCCAAGAAGGAGGGACUGGUUCACGUGAAAUGCAGAGAACACAUAUCCAUCUUCACCGUGCACAACGAGCCUCUCUUCUUCCAGCACUUCGACGGCCCGUUCUACCCGACCCUGCGACUGCUGCAUAAAUAUCCGUUUAUCUUACCAAUGGUACGAAUAGACCGUGGUGCGAUUCGGUUCCUAUUGGCGGGGGCACACAUGAUGUGCCCAGGAAUGACAUCCGCGGGUGGCUAUCUGCCACCCGAUGAUGAAGCGUAUCCUGCUGAGAGCGCAGUUGCUAUCUAUGCAGAAGGGAAGGAACACGCGGUGGGUGUCGGCAUCACGAAACUUGGCACCGCAGAGAUGCGCAAGGUCAACAAGGGCGUGGGUGUCGAGACUGUCACGUACCUGGGAGACGAUCUCUGGUCUCUACAAAGUCUUUGAGUGCUGCUGCCUUGCUGUGCAAUUAGGAUUACGUAACCAUAUAUUCACUUGUACUCGCUCAUGACCAGCGACGGUUUCAAGUAUUCGGACUUCAAGCAGGUGUCCAAAAAGAAGCGCAAAAACAGGCCUGCGCAUGACCGGCCAUCUCUGCUGUCUCAGAUCCAAAGCGUUAUCGCGGAUUGGGCCGAGAACGACUGGCUUUCCGACUGUCAAACGUUGCUCCGCGAGCAUCUGGAGACGCGAUCUCCGAAGAAAGUUCUCUGUCUAGGGCUCGGUAGUCUCUCUUCGCCCAACUCUCGAGCGCAGCUGGCCUUUUUGCUUGAGAUCUGCAAGACCGCGGCAAUUGUGCGUACAGGCUAUUAAUGUGCACCUGGUGGUCAUCAAUCCCUGCCAGGAACACGCAGACGUCUCUGUGUAUGAUCCCGUUUUCACGGAGGAGGACAAAGCUGUGUUUGGGGCCCUCGGGAUGAUCGUGGCGACGGAGAAUCAGGAGGGCCGAUAUCGACUCGCGGAUCCGACCAUUCUUUGGAUGCCGCACUGUGAUCUUGACCUGUACGAAAACGUGGUUGCAACUAAUUGGUCGCGCGAGCAUUUAUCCCGCUUGAUCCUGAUCGGGAACCGCCUCGGCGAUUACAUUGAGAGCCAUCCCCAGAAGAAACUGGAAACGAGAGCGCCCCAUAUUUUGCGACUGGAUAAGCAUCUUGAAUGCAGACUGUUACCCGAAUCUCUUGCGUGGAAAACGGCCUUCAACAACACGGCAAUCCAAUAUCUGCCGACAUCUUCCGAAAUCCGGUUUUUGGAAGCAGACGGGCUGGCGGAUGAAAAUUCGGCGGCAUACGGAGCUAAGUAGCAAAAAAAUCUAGCACUGGGAGGAGAAGCGAGGAGAACUAGAGGGCACGGAAUCAAAUGGAGAGAACAGGUCAAACUCGUCGUCGUCGUCCAGCUCAGUGUAUAUAUACGGUGUGGUCUGUCGCAAGCGACUUUCUUCGGGCAGGGGAAUGGAAGCAGGAUCGAGGGUCAGCGACGAUAGCGACUGCCCCGGUGUCAAUGGAGCAUCCGACUCGUCGUCCGAGGUAUCCUCAAUGGCGUCUGGAACCGGCAGCUCGUCCAGUUCGUCAACGUCGU